AUGCCCAAGCCCACGCCCAAGCCCGCGCCGAAGCCCACCGCCAAGCCGCCGCAGAAGACGGUCACACCGCUUGCGGGCGCUGGUCUUGCAGGCGCACCAGGUCAAGCGAAGGGCGAGAAGGAGCCGCGGAGGCGAUCCUUAGUGAUGGAAGAUCUCGGCGAUGCCAUGCUCCAUCAACUGAGCACAUCCGCGAAGACCGCGGAGGACACAGCGAGUCCAGCGUUGCCGCAGGAGGGCACCGCGCAGCCCAAGGCAGUGGAUGACACAGUGGUGGUUCGCAGACCCAAGUCUGCGCGUGUUGAGAAGGUGAAAGACGAUGAUUCUGAGGAGACUCGACAGAUGUUCGACAAGCGAGAGCUGCGGAAGCGCCACAAGGAGCUCUUCGAGCAGCACGUGGAUCAGUGGCGACGAAGACAGACAGUGGCCACGGCCUUGGGCCGCAAAAUCGUCAUCCACAACUGCCUCACGAAAGCUGACCUUCGUUCCCUCUUCAUUUCGCACAUGGGCUUCCAAUUUGCACACGCCUUUGCUGAGUCGGUGUCAGAGGAUGAGGUCUAUCGGCAUUGUGCAGCCGAUGCGGUCCAACACAUGUUGGCUGGAAAGGUGGCCACAGUCUUCAUGUUUGGUCAAACUGGGAGCGGUAAGACGCACACCAUGAGCGGCCUGUUCCGCCGGGCGGCGCAGCACAUCUUUCGGUCUGAAUCCUCGGUGACGUUGACGGCCUUCGAGAUCGCUGGGAAGGUGAUGCGCGACCUGUUGGAUCAGAGUUCCAAGGAGUUGAAGAUCCGAGAGGAUAAGAGUGGCAAGACACAAAUCCUUGGACUGCAAGGGUCAGACAUUUCAUCGCCUGAUGCGCUGCUGAGUGGUUUGACCCAAGCGCAAGGCGGUCGGGCCACUCGCGCAACACAGGUGAACGAGACUUCGUCGCGCUCCCACGCGGUCUUUUGCAUCACCAAAGGUGAUGCCACCCUGACGUUGGUGGAUUGCGCGGGCAGCGAGCGAAGGGAAGAUGCCACGCAGCACGAUGCGCGGAGCCGCAAGGAUGCCGCUGAAAUCAACUCGACCAUCUUCGCGCUCAAGGAAUGCUUUCGUGUCAUGCGAUCCUCCAAAGGUCAGCCGCCCUAUCGGGAGAGCUUGUUGACUCGUGUGCUGGCCGACAGCUUCGGUAGUGCCGAAGCCUUGGUGGUGGCCAUCGGCACAGUGAGUCCUGCGGCCAAGGACACGGAGCACUCCAUUGGAACUCUCCGUGCACUUCAGCAGCUGCAAGGGACUCAAAUGCUCUUUGAUGAGCGGGAAGAUGUCGGCAAGCCCAAAGCUGAGGUGGAGAAGCCCAAGGAAAGCCAUCCCAAGUCAUGGUCCGAGACAGAGGUGCGGCAGUGGUUGGAAGAGGCUGCUGGUGGUCGUGCCAAACAAUUUGCUGCCUGUGUCUCCAAGGGCACCGACGGCAAGAAUCUGCUCCGCUGGCCCAAUGUGCGCUUUGUACAGCUCUGUGGCGGAGAUGACGAUCUUGGCAACAAGUUGUACCAGGCGCGUUGUUUUCAUGUUUUCAACGAGCUUAUUUUGGGGACGGGACGCCUAGAGCGGUCUGGCGAUGCAUCCAACUCGAGGCCUGAAAAACAGGUCCAGUGUGACAUGUCGGUGAACCCGACUUGCUCCUGA
This is a messenger RNA of Durusdinium trenchii, 1659 nucleotides long. NCBI's taxonomy places the organism in Eukaryota, Dinophyceae, Suessiales, Symbiodiniaceae. The record is from the annotation of a GenBank genome assembly.